Messenger RNA from Melanotaenia boesemani (Boeseman's rainbowfish), 7497 nucleotides. It is a transcript of the gene scara5, whose product is annotated as scavenger receptor class A, member 5 (putative). The transcript has 12 exons. NCBI's taxonomy places the organism in Eukaryota, Metazoa, Chordata, Actinopteri, Atheriniformes, Melanotaeniidae. The record is from RefSeq and is a predicted model, not a curated record. Bases 227 to 1717 code for a protein of 496 amino acids. Gene Ontology annotation, biological process: iron ion transmembrane transport. Gene Ontology annotation, cellular component: plasma membrane. Gene Ontology annotation, molecular function: ferritin receptor activity.
CUCCACUUUAGAGCCGCUAACUGCCUCUGCAACGCUGGCAACAGCUGUGCAUGCUGCUGUGCUUUACUGCCGCUGCCGGGUCACUUUAACAAACUGUUCCUGACACUUUCAGAGUUGUCGGACUGAACGAGGGAAGUAAAAGCGUCAAGACGCAACUUUCUGGUGGGAAAUCAUGAAGAGGGCAGAGCUGUGAUUGUGACCCUAAGUGACAGCUGACAAGGAGCAGAUGGAAAACAAAGCCAUGUAUUUGAGCACAAGUGAAGAGAGAGAGAACACCUCCAUGUACGAGGAAGCCUACGAUGGACGCAACUUGUCCAAACUUAACCUGUGUGAUGAAGGGUCUGGAAUGCGUCGCAGAAAGCAGGACCAGUGUUGCAGUCACCUGAACUCCCUCUCAGCCAUCAAAUACGCCAUUGUUUCCCUUUACAUCCUGGUUCUUCUCACCAUCUUUGGACUCUGCCUGGCAGUCUCUCGCUCCCAGGUGUCCUUGCAGCAGGAGUUGCAGAUGGAGAACGUGACUCGAAUGUCGGAGAACUCUCGGCUGCCACAGCAGACCCUGGGCGAGGCAUCCACUCAGGCUGACCUGGUGGAGAACAUCUGGAAACUGGAAAACAUCUUCCAGAACCACAGCGAGUGGCUGCAGAGGCUGGAGAUCCUCAUCAAGGGCCUGGAGGUAGAGCUGAGGAGUAUCCAGGCUAAUUCCCUUCAGUCAGACGGCUACCUGGUGCAGCUGGACGACAGGUUGUCCUCACUCAGUUCCUCUGCUGACAGGAACCUGACAAGUUUGACUGCAGAAGUGACCCGAACCUCCAGAUGGCUGCGUGACCAUGACCUCCUGCUCAGGGAAACAUCAGGGCAAGUGAGCGGGCUGAGAGAGAAACUAGACGAGGUCAACUGGACUGUGGGAGCUGUCAAUCACACUUUCAGCAAUGACAUCGGUAUUCAUCACUUCAAAAUCCAGGACUUACAGAUCCAGAUCAGCAACAUAACAGAGGACACCAGCAGUUUAUGGGUGACGCAUGUCCACACGGAGGCCCAGCUGAGAAAUGAGAUGGAGAUCCUGAACACAAUCACAGAGGACCUGCGACUGAAAGACUGGGAGCACUCCAUGGCCUUAAAGAACCUCACAGUAUUAGAAGGACCUCCAGGGCCAAAGGGUGAAAAAGGUGACACUGGACAACUGGGGCCCCCAGGGGCCCCUGGGCUGACUGGAUUGAGAGGAAAUUUAGGUGAAAAGGGAAUGCAAGGUCCUCGGGGAAUGAAAGGAUCUGUCGGCGCCGACGGCAUGCAGGGAGAGAAAGGAGAUAUUGGACCUGUUGGGCCUAAAGGUGACAGAGGGGAAAGAGGCUAUAAGGGACAGAAAGGUGAUCGAGGAGAACGAGAAGAAAGAACAGUCGAGGAGGCUCUGGUGCGGUUGGUGAACGGGUCUGGUCCUCAUGAAGGACGCGUGGAGGUUUUUCACGAUCAUCGCUGGGGAACGGUGUGUGACGACGCCUGGGACAAAAAGGAUGGAGAUGUAGUGUGCAGGAUGCUGGGGUACAAAGGUGCAACUGGGAUCCACAAGACUGGGCGUUUCGGACACGGAACUGGUCUGAUCUGGAUGGAUGAUGUUGCUUGUGCAGGGACUGAAGACACCAUCCACCAGUGUAAGUUUUCUGGCUGGGGCAAAACCAACUGCGGUCACAUUGAGGAUGCUGGUCUGACCUGCAUCGUUUAAGUCAAAGGGAUGCCGCUACAGCUGCCCUUAAGAAAAGGCAGUAAACUUCUAUGAGAUGCAAAAAUUUCUGCCAUUUGUACCCGGAGUGCCAUAUUAGCAGUAUGUUGCCACCUAACCUGACAAACCCUCUCCUUGACAUGUGACUACUUCAACUAUAAGAAUGAGCAAUGGAGAAGCUUUGCCUACAUCAGUGUUAUGUUUUCAUUAACUGCACAGUAUGAGCAGGGAUCACAUGACAAGAUGAUUCCCCAUCUUCUCCUGUCUGCAAUAAAGAGUCAGCAUUCAAAAGAAUGGGAUGAAGCUGCCUUCAGCAGCUCAUCUCAGCUCAGGUUUGCUGUUUUGACCUCCAACGUCGAAAGACCGGUUGAUCCGACAUCAUUUCUACUUAAUGAGAGAUUGAAAUGAGAAGACUAUGUCACUGAUUACAUAUUUUGUGUUUACUGGCAGCUGCUCUUCACAGUAUUAUGUAGGAAUGGCUUUUGCUACUCAAACUGCAGUGUUGCCUUGUUUCUUAUAAUACAGCAUUGCCCGGAAAGCAAUUAUUUGGAGAUUUGCAGGUCAAAAGAUACCAUAUAGUCUGAAUUAAGGGAUUCAGUUCAGCCUUUUCAGCUUGACUUUUAUACCCAAACUAGAAGUGCCCAAUUUUCUCACAAUCGAGUUCUGUAUAGAUUCAGUGUUUCUUACCAAAGCAAGUUGUCUUUGAGGCCUACAAAUAUUUUAAGACAGUUACCUUUUAAAACUUUUGCAAAGCUGAAUUUGACAUAUUUUAAUUAAGUUUUGUGUGCAGUCGCCUUUCUUUGUUUCCUUUGUUAACAAACUUCUCAUCUGUCACAUACUUAUCCAGAGUGUGAGUAUGGGAAUGUUUCUGGUGAUUACAAAUACCAACGAUUUCAUGCAAUAUCAUGACAGAGUUUAGAGAAGAACAAACUACUCUAUCUGUAGCUCCUUUAACUUUUUGUCCCUCUGCUCUUUUUCUAACCAUUUGUGGCUGAUUUGUUACCUAUUUUUUAAUGGUACCACCUGUCCUCUCUUUGCAAUUGUUGGACAUUUACUCUACUUUUAGAAAGAACUAUAAAUUCAUCUUAUUUUGUUGUGUUGAUGGAAUUGUUGUUUUUCAUUCACCAAUCAGCCAGAACAUGAUGAAACAAACUUAAUAUUGAGUAGGCCCCCCUUUUGCUGUUUAAAACAUACCUGAUCUCCUGACUCCUCUGGCCCUCUAAAGGCUGGAACAUCCCGCACAAAGCCAGUAGCAGAUAUUUGAAAUGGACUUUUUUGCCCCACAGAUUCUUGAUUGGAUUGAGAUCUGGAAGAUGUAGAGGCAAAAAUCAACACCUGGACGAGUUUUUGUGGCUGUGAGCUUUUUCCUGCUUAAAGAGGUUGCUGCCAUCAGAGAAUGUCAUUUCCAUAAUGCUUGGCAACAACCAUUUUUAAUUAGGUGAUACAUGUCAAACACCCACACAAAUGGCAGGACCAGAGGUUCUCCAGUAGGAUAUUGCAUUCUUCCCGUAGUGCAUCCCCCUCCAUAUCAUCAUUGAGAAAUGACCAGGUUACUUUCUUCCAUUAUUGAUCUUUCAAAGCCCAUUGUUGGUGGUUUCAGUGGUGGAUACACGUUGGUAUGUGUAACUCCACUAAUCUGAGGCUGCACAGCCCCUCAUGCAACAAGCCAUUGCACAGUGUACACUUUAUGUUCUGACACCUUAUCUGUCUGAACUAGAGUUCAUUUAUUCAGCAAUUUGAGCUACAGUAGCUCUUCCAUUGGACUAGCUUUCAUUUUUCAAAUGCAUCACUUUGACUCUCCAUGAGCCUGUCAUUGAUUCACUGGUUCUUUUUCAGGGAUUGCUGCAGACUGGUAACAUCCCAUAAGACUUGAGAUUCAAUGACCCAGUCAGCAAAGCAUCAUGAUUCAGCCUUUGUUGAAGUUAUCUUGAAUAGACAGUGGAUUUAAAAUAUACAGUGACUUUAGUGCAGAGAACACCAACUCUGCACCUCUUGAGCCAGCAUCCUGCAAGUUUUAGAUGUUUCCCUGCUGCAACAUGCCUAAUUCAAGUCUCCUCAACAGCUUGUUUUCAAGUUCUACCCAACCAUGUUUAACCCAUCAGCCUGAUUCAGGUGUGUUGAAGCAGGAAACAUCCAAAACCAUCCACCUGCAGGACAGUGGUCCAAGAGGUACAAAGUUGGUUAUCCCUGCUUUAGUGAACAGUUAAAAAGCUGUUUAUUCAGUCCAAAGGUCAAAACUGGUAAAUCCAAGUCACACAGCAAAGGUACAAUAAUCAUGAAUUUAAAAGCAAGUAAGGAGCAUUAACGAGGAAAACUCAUGUGAAACAGAUGCUGGAACGUUGACAGAAACUGACAAGAUGAUCUGGCUCAGAAGGGAAGGGGAACACAGCUUAAACGCAUGAGGAGAAAGAAGCAAUGAGACACAGGUGAAGCCAAUCAGGGUGUAGGGGUAAUCAUGUAGAAGGGAAUCUGAUGCAGGCAUUUCUAAAUUAAACAGGAAAAACUAAACUGAACUUACAAAAAGACUCUAUAAAGUUACCAGAAGUUCCCUAUGUUUCCCCCUUUUUUCUGCUUGCAACACAUCAUUUCAAGAACAGAGUUCUGUUCCUGCCAGAUACAUCCCACUCACUGCCAGGUGCCACUGCAACGAGAUAACUAAUGUUUUCACUUGACCUGUCAGUGGUCAUAACGUUAUGGCUGAUUGGUGUACGCACUUAGUCUUUAUGGAAGAUUUCUCUGUCCAUAAUGUUAAACCAGCUGUGCCUCUGAUAUCCUGACCAGUGCUGGAAAGCAGUCACAACGCCACAGGGUAGUAAAAGUCUUUUUCUGGUCAUCGAUAAAACCCCCCAAAACUAACUGUUCAUUAAACUGAUAUAUUUAAUUGUUUUUCUAAUAAAAUGAUCCUAUAAAAUACAUGAGCAGUUAAUAUACAUACAGUACAUAAGCAUUUAACCUACAUAUCACUACAUGUGAGCACUGUUUGGUAUUUAAAUUUUUUUUAAAAAAUAAAGGGUUAACAGUCACUCCAGAUGACAGAUGAAGUGAUUAUGCACAACAGAUGAGUAUAAACAGACGGAUGCAUGGAUGCCUGCCCUGCAUGAUUUAUAACGGUGGGUCUGUCAAACUGCCAAACGUUGGGUUGUUUCAGCAUUAAUACUAACACACACACACACACACACACACACACACACACACACACACACACACACACACAAACCAACCACAAAAGACUGCUUCAGCACUUUGUGUCUCUCUCAGUGGGAUUUCAUCUUUAUGGUUGCUUUCAAAUCCAAAAAAGGCCGGCACCUCCGAGCCUCCUGCUUGCCUCUUUUUCUGAGCUAGCAGAGGAGGCCAGGCUUUAGGUUGGAAUGAAACCUAUGCAGAAAUAUGAAUACAGUUCAUAUUUGAAGAUUUCAGUGCACUUUAAAAUCUGGAAAACUCAGAACCUCACCUUUUCCUCACAUUCCUCCAGCAAUAAAAAAAAGAAAAAAGAUGUAAAGUCAGAGACUUUUCAAGUUAAGCUGAUCUGCAGCCAGAUUUAAGCAAGUUAAAUCUGCUGUGAUGUUAUUUCCUGAUUGGUUAGAGACUCCUCUGACUUCAGAUAAGAGCUUCAUCCACAUGGUAUCCAAUAACUUGUAAAAUAUAAAACAUUAUGUGGUCGUACCUUUAAAAAAUUAAAAACUAAUUGAAAAUGAAGUGCACUUAAACAUUUAAAAAUGUCUUCUGAGUGGUUUUUAAAUGUCUUCUUUGCAUAAGAGUUCACUCUGCUUGAUCGCAAUGAAGAAACACUUCUGUGUGUACAUGUAUGUUUCUCUUUUUUAUUACACUGUACUGGUCAUAACCCACACAAAUAAAUCAAACAUAAUUAAAAAUUCCUUCAUGCUUUUUCUAGAAACACACAGAGCUUUUUUAAUAUUGUUUCUGUCAAUUUGUGCCACUAAAAUGCUGCAUUUGCACUGCUGGAAUAAUAAUAAUAAUAAAGAAAAAGUAGAUUUGUUUAAACAGGUGAACUUUGUUAUUCCUGUGAACAUGUGGCGGAGAAUUUGAAACAGACACAGAAGAUGUCAUUAGGUGAAGAGAGAGGUGGGAAGUGGACUUAGACAUGUGUGUGUUUCAGUGUGAGAGUUGCACUCAUGAUCACAGGAACUGAAGCUUGCGGAGGUGUGCUCUGACCAGUAAGCUCUGGACAAUCAUCGCACGAAUGAACGCUUCCACAUGUGAAACGGAUGUAGAGGUGAUUGGCUGGAAAAUCAUCUGAUCUCUGACACACAUGGCCGGCGGUCUGUGAAGUCAGUUUGGCUCAUGUCAACAUGUUUCCAUUUAUCUAGCAUGAUGGUGUGACUGUGUUACUUUUUCCUGUGUCAGAGUGGGAAGGUAUGGGAGACCUAUGAGUUUAUCUGAAUGAAUGCAAACAUGAUUAUCAUUGUGUAUGGUCCACUUUUACUUAAUGAACACUGACUAGUGCAGAUUAUUUGUUAAUAACUCUUGCACUGCCUUUACUGCCAUCAUUUAAAGUAUUAGGGACAAAUAUGUCCAACAGAAUAAUGUUUUUAUGCUUUUUAUCUCAGAUUCUUAAAAUCAGAAAAUCCUGACAUUUCUUCAAAUCUGGCAAAAAACAUGUUAAUCUGGACUUAAAGAUGACUGAGGCAUAACUACAGAUUUAAUACACUAAUAUGAGAAAAUUUCACUCAAACGAUUAUUAGGAUAAAAUAACAAAUUGAUGACUUUUUAUGUGGGAAAGAUCAACUAUACGCUGUGACAUCAAAGUGUUCUGGAAAUGCUUUCAUAUGCCCAGAGUUCAACACCAUAACUCAGGGACAGAGGAGGAAAUUGUGACCAUAUUUCACAUGUGGUGAGGUACUGAACUGGUGAUACUAAUUACUUUCACCAAAGACGUUUUUAUGAAUGUAUGUGGUUUGAUUGUCUGUUUUUCUCUUUUGCUUUCUUUUGUUUUAUCAGGUGUUCUACAAAAAAAAGGACAUAUAUGCAUAAAAGCUUUACCAGAAGUGGGAUGUAACGCAAAUAUUUUCUCACACUGUCUACAGCAUUGCAACAUCUGAAAUACUAGGGUCAAUGACUCAGGUCCCUUUCUGUGCAUGUAUAUUAGGACAAGGGCAAUAGUCCAAUUAAAUGGCCACACCUCAACUAAAAAGUACAUGUAACUUUUAUCCAGCCUUGGAGGAUGUAUGCAGUCUGAGACUCUGAAUCAGGUUUACUGGCCAAGUAAGUGAAAACCCUGAAGGGAAAGAAUCAGUGUUGUUUUCAUGGCGUGUACUUUUACUGGUUCUGCUGUAGCUCUUUGGUUCAGAUGACAGACUAAACUGCUAUGUGUUUAUUUUUUUGUCCUUAGUGUUUUGUACAGGCAGAGGAGAGUUAUACUGCAAGGCACAUGCUGCAUGUUUUGCACUAUACAUAACAGCAAUAUGUCUUUCUUAGGCUGCAAUCCAUUGUGAUGUAAAAAAACACAAAGAUAGAUUUAUGACACAUGCAUUCUGCUUCAAGUCCUCUAUAGUGACCUUAAAGGGAUAUUUAAACUUGUAUGUGGUAUUAUUCAUAAUCAGCAUCUUACAGUGGAUUAUGGCUGCAAAGCAUUGUUUUCAUAAGUGUUACUGAGUGGUGAAAAGAAAACAUGUUAUGUCAAUACACCGCACACAAAAACAAUAAAUACUUUAAUAUACUAAAACUUAAGUAACAAGCCAUAUAUUUACGAUGCAAUGUAAUGCAUUUGCAAGACAAGUACAAGUUGCAUGAAUAACCCUGUCAAUAAAGUUUGAUUCUUGCUA